This is a messenger RNA of Seriola aureovittata, 535 nucleotides long. It is a transcript of the gene tomm5, whose product is annotated as translocase of outer mitochondrial membrane 5 homolog (yeast). Gene Ontology annotation, cellular component: mitochondrial outer membrane translocase complex. Bases 105 to 260 code for a protein of 51 amino acids. The transcript is spliced from 2 exons. The record is from RefSeq and is a predicted model, not a curated record. Lineage: Eukaryota; Metazoa; Chordata; Actinopteri; Carangiformes; Carangidae.
GCGUAGUUCCGGUUAAGAUUAUUUCAUCCAUGCUCCCGAAACGGUGAAAUUUCUAACACCGACGGCGGAUUGAUAAAAGAAAACCCGAUAAAAUCACAGCGACGAUGUUCAAACUGGAAGGACUCGGGCCUAAAAUGGACCCAGAAGAGAUGAAGAAGAAAAUGCGACAAGACGUGAUCUCAUCUUUGAGAAACUUUCUGAUUUACGUUGCCCUUCUCAGAGCCACUCCGUAUGUGUUAAAGAAGCUGGACAGCAUAUGAGUGAAGCAGCUGGUCUCUUCUCUCCUCCAUCCACUGAGAGUUGCAUCAGAGACGGUAUGGACCAUCACCAUGAGCAGACAGCUGGGGCCAUGACAGCACACCCUGUGGGAGACGUCCAGUGUCUGUCCAUCACUGCACCGGAGAAAACAAACUUCUCAUUUCUAGUCUUGUUGUAAACUGUACUUUGUUAAAUACAUUGUGAUCAUUGUUAAAUGUGGUGUUUGAUAAUGUGCUGCUGUGUCACACAAUAAAGAGAAACUAUGUUUAAUCUGCAA